AUGCCUCUGUUGCAGUUGCAGAUGGUGGCUGGCGAGUGGCAGUCUGACACCACAUGUGUGUUUGAAGAAAAGAAAAACAUCCUCAGUGAGAGACACAGCCUGCGACCCAUCAAGCAGCUGGGCAGCCUCAUUGAUGCCCUCCGGGAGCAGGAGCAGGAGCAGGAGGAGCAGCAGCAGCAGCAGCAACAGCAGGAACAGCAGCUGGAUCAAGAGCCGUCCUGCCAGGAGCACGGGGAGCGGCUGCAUCUCUUCUGCGAGGACGACGGCCAGCUCAUCUGCUGGCGCUGCGAGCGCCAUGGGCAGCACAAGGGCCACAACACGGAGCUCCUGGAGGACGUGAGCCCCGGCUACAGGGAAAAGCUCCAGGAAGCGGUGAGGAAACUGAGGCAACUGGAAGAGGAAUGCACGAACCAGAAAGCAUUCAUGGCGAUGCAGAUAGCCCAGUGGAAGGUGAGAAUGGGGGGGCUCUCGCCUUGGCCACUGGAGGGCACCGCCCUGGGCUCAGGAGAGGAGAGCGAGGAAGAGCGCAUUCUGCAGAGACUGAGGGUCAGUGAGGCCGACCUGGACCAGCAGAGCCGCCAGCUCGAGAGCCACAUCCUGGAGCUGGAGGAGCGAUGCCAGGGCUCUGCCCAGAAGCUGCUGCAGGACGUGAAGGGCGCCCUGAGCAGGAGCCAGGCUGUGCGGCUGGAGACUCCGGAGGCCCUGGUCUUGGAGAUUGAGACCGAGUGCGACGUCCCCGAGGUGUAUUUUGACCUGAGGAAACGUUUGAGGCGCCAUCAAGUCGGCGUGACUCUGGAUCCAGAAACAGCGCAUCCGGAACUAAUUCUGUCCCAGGAUCAGAGACAAGUGACGCGGGGCCCCCAGGGCGAUGGGGAUCUCUCUCCUUGGAGGUUCAUGGCCUUGCCCUGCAUCCUGGGCCGGCAGAGCUUCGCGGCCGGGCGGCAGUACUUCGAGGUGGACGUGGGCGAGGGCACGGGCUGGGACGUGGGCGUCUGCCUGGAGAGCGUGCAG
Molecule: messenger RNA, 1011 nt
Organism: Myotis davidii
Lineage: Eukaryota; Metazoa; Chordata; Mammalia; Chiroptera; Vespertilionidae
Product: E3 ubiquitin-protein ligase TRIM38
Exons: 8
Molecular function (GO): zinc ion binding
Source: RefSeq, a predicted model, not a curated record